Molecule: messenger RNA, 399 nt
Organism: Ziziphus jujuba (common jujube)
Lineage: Eukaryota; Viridiplantae; Streptophyta; Magnoliopsida; Rosales; Rhamnaceae
Product: disease resistance protein Roq1-like
Exons: 1
Coding region: 1-399 (132 amino acids)
Biological process (GO): signal transduction
Source: RefSeq, a predicted model, not a curated record
AUGCCCCUGGAACUCAACAUCUUGAGUUUCAAAGGCUCAGAUACCCGAAAAAAUUUCAAAGGCCAUCUUUACAAAGCCUUGGAGCAGAAGGCAAUUCAUACUUUCAUUGACGAUGAGCUCAGCAGGGGAAAUGAAAUUUCUCUUUCACUUAUCACAGCAAUUAAAGAAUCAAAGAUCUCCAUCAUCAUCUUCUCCAAAAACUAUGCAUCUUCACUGUGGUGUUUGGAUGAAUUGGUCGAGACCCUCAACUAUAGGGAAUUGUUUGGACAAUUGGUUUGGCCAGUCUUCUUCAAUGUGGAUUCUUAUGAGGUAAGAAAUCACACAGGAAGUUUUGGGAUUGCUUUAGCAGAAUACGAAAUAAGUUUGAAGAUUAAGUACAAGAAAAAGCUUUCCAAUUAG